Hibiscus syriacus is the source of this 573-nucleotide messenger RNA. RefSeq names its product secreted RxLR effector protein 161-like. The record is from RefSeq and is a predicted model, not a curated record. The transcript has a single exon. Bases 1 to 573 code for a protein of 190 amino acids. NCBI's taxonomy places the organism in Eukaryota, Viridiplantae, Streptophyta, Magnoliopsida, Malvales, Malvaceae.
AUGGAAAAUUGCAACCCGGUAUCAACACCAAUGGAACCAAGUGCAAAAUUAUCAAAGUUCGAUGGAGGGGAACGUGUUGAUGCGAGUAGAUACCGGAGUUUGGUAGGAAGCCUUCGAUAUCUCACAUGCACAAGGUCGGAUCUUUCGUUAAGUGUCGGCAUUGCAAGUCGGUUCAUGGAGGAGCCGGUUUAUUCACAUUGGAAGGCAUUGAAGCGAAUCCUACGAUACAUCCAAGGAACAGUUUCACUCGGGUUGUUCUACUCGAAAGCAGAAGAUUACAAAUUGGUUGGGUACUCCGACAGCGAUUGGUGCAGAGACAUAGACGAUCGGAAAAGCACAUCGGGAUAUGUGUUUUUUAUGGGAGAUACUUCGUUUACUUGGCUUUCAAAGAAGCAGCCGAUCGUGACGCUCUCGACGUGUGAAGCAGAAUAUGUGGCAGCAUCUUGGUGUGUAUAUCAUGUGAUAUGGCUUAGAAAUUUGUUGAGCAAGAUGGAGCUAAAGCAACUAGGUGUAACUGUGAUUCAUGUUGACAACAAAUCAGCAAUUGAGUUGGCAAAACCCAGUGAACCAUGA